Labrus bergylta (ballan wrasse) is the source of this 2672-nucleotide messenger RNA. The record is from RefSeq and is a predicted model, not a curated record. Lineage: Eukaryota; Metazoa; Chordata; Actinopteri; Labriformes; Labridae.
UUGUGAAAAUGGCGACGCCUCGUCGCUCCUCUCAGCAACAGCAGCCAAACUCCCUGCUGGUCUCCCCACCCCGCAGCUCUCCUUUCCCCUUUAACCCGCCUGGCUCUCCGCCGGCACCCACUGAUGAUGCCACCCCGCUUUCCCCGCUAGAGAACACGGCUGACGGGGAGGUAACCCCUGCCUCUCCCACCAGCACCUCCCCAGCUCUGGCCCUCGCCGCCAGCAGCAGCAGCAGCAGCAGCAGCAGUAGUAGUACUAGCAGCAGCGCUAGCUCCCCGACCACCACCGAGGGUAGCGGGACCAGCCCUGGCUCAACGCCCGACUCGGGCAGCGGUAACCCGGACAGCAGCAGUAGCAGUGGCAGCGGUGGUGGUGCAAGCGGGGCUUUUAGGGAGCUGUUCGAAGCCUGUCGAAAUGGAGAUGUUUCGAGGGUGAAGAAAGUAGUGGAUGUAGUAAAUGUGAACGCUAAAGACAUGGCAGGACGCAAAUCAACACCUCUGCAUUUCGCUGCAGGGUUUGGGCGUAAAGAUGUGGUUGACCACCUGCUCCAGAUGGGUGCUAAUGUGCACGCUCGGGAUGAUGGAGGUCUAAUCGCGCUUCAUAACGCCUGCUCAUUUGGUCACUCCGAGGUGGUGUCCUCGUUACUGUGUCAGGGAGCUGACCCCAAUGCCAGAGACAACUGGAACUACACCCCGCUCCACGAAGCCGCCAUUAAGGGCAAGAUAGACGUCUGCAUCGUGUUGCUGCAGCAUGGAGCCGACCCCAGCAUCCGCAAUACCGACGGCAAGUCCGCCCUGGACCUCGCUGAACCCUCGGCUAAGGCCGUGCUCACAGGUGAAUACAAGAAGGAUGAGCUGCUGGAGGCGGCGAGGAGUGGGAACGAGGAGAAGCUAAUGGCCCUGCUUACCCCGCUCAACGUCAACUGCCAUGCAAGCGAUGGCCGCAAAUCCACUCCACUCCACCUGGCAGCGGGAUACAACAGGGUGAGGAUAGUUCAGCUGUUACUACAGCAUGGAGCAGAUGUUCAUGCCAAGGACAAGGGUGGUUUGGUGCCUUUACACAAUGCCUGCUCCUAUGGACACUAUGAAGUUACUGAGCUUCUACUAAAGCACGGAGCGUGUGUUAAUGCCAUGGAUCUUUGGCAGUUCACCCCUCUCCAUGAAGCGGCAUCUAAAAACAGAGUGGAGGUCUGUUCUCUGCUGCUGAGCCACGGUGCCGACCCCACCCUGCUCAACUGCCACAGCAAGAGCUCUGUGGACAUGGCGCCCACUCCGGAGCUGAAGGAGAGACUUACAUAUGAGUUUAAGGGACACUCACUGCUCCAAGCUGCUCGCGAGGCCGACAUGGCCAAGGCUAAGAAGACCCUCGCUCUGGAGAUCAUUAACUUCAAACACCCUCACACACACGAGACUGCACUGCAUUGUGCAGUUGCAUCACCACACCCAAAGAGGAAACAGGUGACGGAGCUGCUGUUAAGAAAAGGAGCCAAUGUCAAUGAGAAGAAUAAAGAUUUCAUGACACCUCUCCAUGUGGCAGCAGAACGAGCUCACAAUGACAUCAUGGAGGUGCUACAAAAACAUGGUGCAAAGGUCAACGCCCUCGACACGCUGGGUCAGACGGCGUUGCAUCGCGCGGCGCUGGCAGGCCACCUUCAGACCUGCAGACUGUUGCUGGGAUACGGGGCAGAUGCCUCACUGGUGUCGCUGCAGGGCUUCACUGCUGCUCAAAUGGGAAACGAAGCUGUUCAGCAAAUCCUCAACGAGAACGUCCCAGUGAGAAACUCAGAUGUGGACUACAGACUUCUGGAAGCUGCGAAAGCUGGAGACCUGGACACUGUCAAGUCGCUGUGUACUGCUCAGAAUGUGAAUUGUCGAGAUCUGGAAGGACGACACUCCACUCCUCUUCACUUUGCUGCUGGCUACAAUCGAGUGUCCGUGGUGGAGUACCUGCUGCACCACGGGGCAGAUGUGCACGCCAAGGACAAAGGUGGUCUGGUCCCGCUCCACAAUGCCUGUUCGUACGGUCACUACGAGGUGGCAGAGCUGCUGGUCAGACACGGAGCCUCAGUCAACGUGGCAGACUUGUGGAAGUUCACGCCGCUCCAUGAAGCUGCUGCUAAGGGCAAAUAUGAGAUCUGCAAACUGCUGCUCAAGCAUGGAGCAGACCCCACCAAGAAGAACCGAGACGGGAACACGCCUCUAGACCUUGUGAAGGAUGGGGACACUGACAUUCAGGACCUUCUGAGAGGAGACGCAGCACUUCUUGACGCUGCAAAGAAAGGCUGCCUGGCAAGGGUGCAGAAGUUAUGUAGCCCUGACAACAUUAACUGCCGGGAUACACAGGGACGCAACUCAACACCUCUGCACCUUGCAGCCGGCUAUAACAACCUGGAGGUAGCAGAGUAUCUGUUGGAACAUGGAGCCGAUGUGAACGCACAGGACAAAGGAGGGCUGAUACCUUUACACAACGCUGCUUCAUACGGGCACGUGGACAUAGCCGCCCUGUUGAUCAAGUACAACACGUGCGUUAAUGCCACAGACAAGUGGGCGUUUACACCCCUGCACGAAGCAGCACAGAAGGGGCGGACACAGCUCUGUGCUCUGCUAUUGGCCCAUGGCGCCGAUCCUACAAUGAAAAACCAGGAGGGGCAGACGCCGCUUGACUUGGCAACG